CUAUGGCUUCUGCGGACAAAAAAGAAGAGCUUCAUGUUCUAUUGGUGGCAUUUUCAGCCCAAGGUCACAUCAACCCCAUGCUUAGGCUAGGCAAGAGCCUACUAACCAGAGGCCUUCAUGUCACACUCGCCACCACUGAAUUAGUUUACCAUCGCAUGUUCAAGUCCUCCACCACUCCCACCAGUACCGGCGACGAAGCCACCGUCCCCACUUCUAUCACCACCAACGGAAUCCAAGUGCUGUUCUUCUCUGACGGCUUGGAUGGCAGAGAGACCAACAUGGACCACUACAUGGAGUCUAUGGGGAAAUUUGGACCCGUUAACCUCUCAAACAUCAUCAAAGACCACUUCCUAGGCUGUUCUAAAAGACUAGCUUGCAUUAUCAACAACCCCUUUGUCCCAUGGGUAGCAGAUGUAGCUGCCGAGUACAAAAUCCCCUGUGCUUGUCUCUGGAUUCAACCCUGUGCUCUUUAUGCCAUAUACUACCGUUUCUACAACAAGUUCAACCAAUUUCCUACUCUCGCGGACCCUGACAUGAGUGUCCAGUUACCAGGUCUGCCAUUGUUACAAGCACAAGACCUUCCAUCUUUUGUCCUCCCAUCAAAUACUAUUGGAAGCAUGCCUGAGAUAUUGUCAGAUAUGUUCCAAGACAUGAAGAAGCUAAAGUGGGUAUUGGCAAAUUCAUUCUAUGAGUUGGAGAAGGAGGUAGUAGAUUCCAUGGCCGAGUUAUGCCCUAUAAAAACGGUGGGUCCGCUAGUCCCUCCAUCAUUACUUGGCCAAGAUCAAAACGAAGACGUUGGAAUUGAAAUGUGGAAGCCACAAGACUCCUGCAUGGAGUGGCUCAGCCAUCAGCCUCCUUCUUCGGUUAUAUACAUCUCGUUCGGAAGCAUCACUGUGUUAUCAGCUAAGCAAAUGGAGAGCAUAGCCAAGGCUCUGAAGAAAAGUAACCGUCCUUUUCUUUGGGUCAUCAAGCGUGGUGAAAAAGCAGCUUCAGAUGGAGCAGAGGAGCUGCCACUGCCACAGGGUUUCGAGGAAGAAACCAAAGACCAAGGCAUGGUGGUGUCGUGGUGCCCACAAACCAAGGUCUUGGCUCACCCUGCAAUCGGAUGCUUCUUAACACACUGUGGCUGGAAUUCCAUGUUGGAAGCCAUCACCGCAGGCACGCCCAUGAUUGCUUACCCACAAUGGUCCGACCAACCCACCAACGCUAAACUCAUUUCUGAUGUGUUCCAUAUUGGGAUUCGCCUCGAGCAGGACAGUGAUGGCUUUGUUGAAACAGAGGAAGUGGAAAGAGCUAUUGAAGAAAUUGUUGGGGGAACAUGCUCAGAGGAAUUUAAGAAAAAUGCAGCAGAGCUGAAACGGGCUGCAAGGGAGGCUGUUGCUGACGGCGGAUCGUCGGACUGCAAUGUCCAAUCAUUCGUGGAUGAAAUAAUUGGUACCGCGAUAAAUAAUAUCUGAUGUUGUCAUCAUUCCAUGAUCCGAAAAAAUUUAUAAUAUCUUGUCGUUAUUGAAUGUUAAAUUCCUUGUUUGGAGUUUUCUCAUUAUGGUA
This is a messenger RNA of Gastrolobium bilobum, 1548 nucleotides long. RefSeq names its product UDP-glycosyltransferase 84B1-like. The transcript has a single exon. NCBI's taxonomy places the organism in Eukaryota, Viridiplantae, Streptophyta, Magnoliopsida, Fabales, Fabaceae. Gene Ontology annotation, molecular function: UDP-glycosyltransferase activity. Bases 3 to 1457 code for a protein of 484 amino acids. The record is from RefSeq and is a predicted model, not a curated record.